Molecule: messenger RNA, 1169 nt
Organism: Andrographis paniculata
Lineage: Eukaryota; Viridiplantae; Streptophyta; Magnoliopsida; Lamiales; Acanthaceae
Product: QWRF motif-containing protein 7
Exons: 6
Coding region: 8-1093 (361 amino acids)
Biological process (GO): spindle assembly; centrosome cycle
Cellular component (GO): nuclear microtubule; centrosome; cytoplasm
Molecular function (GO): microtubule binding
Source: RefSeq, a predicted model, not a curated record
CGUGAAAAUGAAACUAUCAAUUUUAAUUGAAGAUAUGGAAAGCUCACCGUGUCGCCGGCAGCAGCAAGGCGGAGGGAACGGUGGCGGAGACUCGACGCGGUUGCUCCAUAGAAAAAGCGGAAGAGCAGCGGCGGCGCCUGUGGUGAAUUACAGAACUGAAAAAAUUCAGGUCAAGUCUGCGAAGAAGCAGGAAUCGGUCGACGAAGCCGGCGGUUUCGUUAGGCUUUUGCCGCGCAGCAGGAGUCACACGGAGAUUCCGAGACGAACGAGAUCGGGUACCACUUCGCCUUCAGCAUGGGCGCUGUCCCCCGGCCGGCAGUCGCCAUGGUCAUCUCCGGCGCCGACGCCUAAAUCUGCGAUAAGAUCUGAAAAUUCAACGAAACAGGAAGCGAAGAGCAGUAGCGGCGGAGGCAGAGGUGUUGGUGGAGUUCUCAAGUACUUUAGGCAGAAGAAAGUCUCACCAGCGCUGGAGGAGGAGUACCACCGGUACCGCGUAGCGUACAACAGGCUAUUGCAGUGGCGAUUCGCGAACGCUCGAGCGGAAGCGUCCAUGGCGGCAGUUAGAAAAUUAGCUCAGAAAAGGCUGUGGAACGCAUGGGCAAAACUAUCCGUGAUGAGAAACUCGAUGGUGGAGAAGAGAUUACGAAUCCGAAACAACAAGCACGAAUUGAAAUUGUACGAGAUUACCAAAUCGGAACUCAGAUUGCUGGAGGAGUGGUCGAGAAUUGAGAAGAAAAAUACGGAAGCCGUCGGGAGAGUCGUCCGGAAACUCUCCGCCAUUUCCGUCUGCCUCCCUCUCGUCCAAAAUGCAGAGGGGGACACGACAGCCGUCGAUGGUGCAAUAUCGACGGCUACGGAAGUGAUGGGCAGCAUCACGGAAAUGGUACAGAACAUGAAUUGGCAGGUUGAGAAAGAGUGUUUUCUGAUAACGGAGCUAUCUAUUGUCCUAAACCAACAGAAACAAAUGUUUCAACAAUUACAAAAAUGUGUUACUCUCGUUGCUUCAAUGGCGGUGGAAGAGAAAAUUCUAAGAGCACAACAAAUACAGCUUCUCAAUGAAGUUAACACAAUACAGACUACUGUAGAUUAUUAGAAGCACACAAAAAAUAACUACUUUUAUUUAUUUAUUAUAAUUCCCGUCCGAUUUCUAUUGUCCUAAAAUAUAUUUG